This is a messenger RNA of Lichtheimia ornata, 1377 nucleotides long. RefSeq lists its product as uncharacterized. Gene Ontology annotation, biological process: transmembrane transport. The transcript is spliced from 8 exons. Gene Ontology annotation, molecular function: transmembrane transporter activity. Bases 1 to 1377 code for a protein of 458 amino acids. The record is from RefSeq and is a predicted model, not a curated record. Lineage: Eukaryota; Fungi; Mucoromycota; Mucoromycetes; Mucorales; Lichtheimiaceae.
AUGUCUACGCAUCACGAAACCCAACAACAACAAGCUCAAGAGCCACCAUCGCGAACUUCUUCUAGUAGUCAUGCAUCCGAAUUAAGCGAUGAUAGAACCACGCAGCAUAACAAUGACCAAGAAAAAGGGAGAUUGGAUAACAAGGAAGAUGAUUCCGAUCCGAAUGAUGAUCCACCUCCCGAUGGUGGCUAUGGCUGGUUUAUUGUGCUAGCUACAUUCCUCUCACUCUUUGCAGUUUUUGGGACAAACAUCAGCUGGGGUGUCAUGCAAGAUUACUUUGAGCAAAACACGUUUGGUGAAUCAGCAAGAGUGGAUCUCAGCUUUGUCAGCACGCUGAUGCUUAUUGCUACCACGUCCGGAAGUUUGUUUAGUCGCAUCUUUGAGAUCGUCCUUGGUAUGCGCUUUGCUUUCCUUCUUGGAAGUUUGCUCUAUACGUGUGGAUUAGUCGCUGCUGGAUCUGCAACCGAGAUUUGGCAUUUGUACCUUGCCCUAGGUCUAUGCAACGGUCUAGGUGAUGCUAUUAUUUAUGGGAUCGGGAUGCGUGUUACUCCACAAUGGUUUACAAAAAAGAGGAGUACAGCCAUGGCCAUGGCUGCAAGUGCCACUGGAUUGGGUGGUUUGGUAAUUCCAUUUAUCAUGACAGCCUGCAAUGAAAAAUUAGGUGCUUCAUGGACAUUCCGAAUCAUUGGUCUUGGUUUCCUUGCUUUCAAUCUCACAGCAUGUGCUUUGAUGAAGGAAAGGGUGCCUGUACAAUCCAAGCUGACAGGUGUGGGUGACUUUUUUCGACCUGUCCUUCUCAAAGAUGUGAACUUUUCAUUAUGGGUCGCGGCAGCUGUCUUUCAGACCUUUUAUUUAUACAUCCCACCUUUCUUCAUACCUUCUUAUGCCACAUACAUUGGCUUAACAGCACCACAAGGAUCAGCGCUCGUUUCGGUUCUUUCAGCUACUAAUUUUGCUGGUCGUAUAGCAGCUGGUAUACUCGCUGACCGUAUUGGAUGCCUCAAUGCUAAUCUUAUCUACGCCCUUGUGACAUGCGUUAUUUCUUUGGCUGUAUGGACAUUGGCGUAUGACUAUGGCACAUUGAUGGCUUACGCUGCGCUGUUUGGUUUCUUUGGCGGAUCGUUUUAUGCACUAUGUGGUCCAAUUACCGUAUCAGUAGUCGGCUUAAAAAAGUACCCGUAUGCAUUUCCAUUGCUGAUGCUUACCAAUAUACCUGCUCUCUUUGGCCCGCCCAUUGUGAGUGCGAUUGAAAACGUAUCCACUGCACAGCCAUUUCUUACCUACAAGCUCUUUACGGGUCUCACGGCAUUUGCAUGUGCCGUUGUCACGAUCAUUCUACGUCUCCGUUUAUCUCGAAAGCUCAUCGCCAAAGUAUAA